GAAUACCCCCUAAUAACAUUCGCACACAUGGUAUGACCUCCCUCGCACGGCUGUGAGCAGUGAUAAGAUUUCGGUGGAAAGCAAAUAUAAAAAAAAACCUCCUCGCGGUCAUCGAUCGGGCUAUUGUUCUAGCUCAGCGACAAUACGUUCCCAGCAUUGGUGUGCAUUCAUUCUCCUGCGAACGUCCGCGAACGCGCUGUGCUUGUGAAAGAAGAACGAACGAAACAGAAAAAAACUCAUCAUGGGCAACUACAAGCCAAUCGAUCUGUCCAAGGAGGAGUUCCGGAAGUAUCUGGACCGCCAGGGCGUGCUGGACGCGAUAACGCAGGUGCUGGUGAAGUGUAACAGCGAGCGGCCGGACAAUGCGCUCGCCUUCGUGCUGGACAAUUUGACGGAAAAGUACGUGCCGCUGAAGGCGAAGCUGCAGGAAGCGCACGAAGAGAUCGACCGGCUGAAGGCGGAGCUCAGUGCGCUGAAAGUGUGUGACGAGUCGAAACAGCAGGAACAAAAGCAGCAGCAGCAGCAGCAACCACCACCACCGGCGAAGCCCCAAGACAAGCGCGGCGACGAUGCGGAGGAGAAGAAAAUCGAUACCGCUGCUGCACCACAAACCAAUGGGGUGAUGGAGGGCGCAGCUGCUGCAGGUGCUGCCGGAGAAGCCACCACUACCGGUGGUGGGACCACCGUGAAGGAAAAUGACGCAACCACGACGACUCCGCCGUCCACUGCAACCGUGACAGGUGGAAGCGCGGACAGUGCGCUCAAAGACGCAUCGAGCGAUGCCCCCGGGACAGGUGCACCACCUGCUACUGCCGGGGCCGCCGAUGCUGCGGAAGUAAAGAAGGAAUCAAACACCACCACCACCACCUCUGCCGCCGACACUACCGAGAGCAAGUAAAUGUGUGUGUGCGUGAUUGUGUGCGCGUGAACGUGUAGCUAAAGAUUCCUAUAUAGGUUAACUUGUUUGUAGUGUCUUUCGAAUCGGGUAUUCGAAUAUAUUAGAACAUAGGGCCCACUAAGAGAGGAACAAAGAAACGGUGGAGUAAGGCAGAAACAGAAACCGAAACAGAACCUUGCCGCGCGAGCGAACCCGUCCAAUUCUCUAAAACAAAAAGACCGAACCGAGCAGCCGGAAGAGGCCGUCAGAAUGUGCCGUACUCGAAAGCAGGGAAUUAUUAAUCACGUUGGUCACUCGGUAUACUACUUUAGAAACGCUAUUUGACCAUUUUGCGCUACUAUUACUUUCCGCGUAUUUAAAAGAAUGCGCGCACGUGCGCGCGCCGCUUCUUCUCAUUUUGCCAUCCCGCUCCCGGGUCAUCUUUAGCUGCAUCGCCCAUUAUCUUAUGUUAAUCAUCUAUCUAGAACCGACCGAUUGAAUCGUGUGAAUCGUAUCGAGACAUAGAUCACCCACCCACCCAUGUUCGGGGGUGGCGCUGCAUAGGCGAUGAAGAACCGGAGAAAACGCGGGGGAGCCGUAUCACGCAUCCACUGGCUCCCCCGGGCUCUCUCUCUCUCUCUCUCUAUACUUUAGAGAAUAAAAAUAUCAUUCCAGCCAUCACUAACAAUUAUAGUACGGAGACGAUAUAUAAACGAUAAUAAAAAAGAGAGUAUAGAUGUAGAUAACGAA
Molecule: messenger RNA, 1627 nt
Organism: Anopheles arabiensis
Lineage: Eukaryota; Metazoa; Arthropoda; Insecta; Diptera; Culicidae
Product: c-Myc-binding protein homolog
Exons: 2
Coding region: 242-898 (218 amino acids)
Biological process (GO): regulation of DNA-templated transcription
Cellular component (GO): nucleus
Molecular function (GO): transcription coactivator activity
Source: RefSeq, a predicted model, not a curated record